ACCUGGGAGUCCGCCUGUAACGGCCGCGGCUGGAAGACUGCGGCUUCUGGACCGAGAGGAGGGAAGGCUGCGUCCUUUUAAAGGACCAGCUUCCAUAGGUGAUUGAGACAUUGAUCUCCAGUCAACUGAAGCAGCAACUCCAAAAUAAUUUACUAUGACAGAGAACUCCCAGAGUUGUGGCUUGCCAAGAGAUGCCUUGUCAGGUUCUAUGGUGGUAAAUUCUCACCCAGAAAGACUGCCGUUUGAUCCAUGGAGUAAUGAACAUGUAGGAUAUCAGGAAGAAGAAGAAUGGGAAAAUCUAAACAAGGUACUAAGGCAACAUGGUUUAAGACCUGUGUGCCUUGCUAAACCUGGAAGCAGUAGAAAUGCGUCAGAUAUUAUUGUGAUGGACAGGAACUCUUCAAAAGCCAUACGGCAUGCGUUGAAAACACUGCUGGAAGAGACAGAGCGGCAACGAAAAAUUGUCCGUGGCCUGAUAGAAGACAAUCGCCAGCUUAGAGAUGAAAUACGCAUGGAGCGAAGUCGGGCUUCUCGCCAGGAGCAGCGAGCCAAUGAUUUAGACAUCAUCGUGGAGAAUAUCAAAUCCAAGAUAUGCCAGUUGGAAGAUGAGUCCAUAGCUAAAGUUUGUGAGCAGCAGACUCAAGUCAAAGAGCUUCAGAAAGAUCAGCAGUCUUCACAGGCAAAGUACCGUCAGCAGGCAGAGAAGCUGAAAGAACAAGAAGAGACUAUUGCCCGUUUGCAGAAGGAACUCUGUAAGACGGGCAUAGAAGAGCAGCACCGUAUUGCUACACAGAAAAAAAUGUUCCACCAGUUUUGCAAAAAGGCUCCAAGAACUCAUUUGGAUCAGCAGAUUUUUAGUCUAAUUGACUACUACGAAUCACAGAUCAACCAAAUGAAGAAAGAACUAAGGAAAUAUAAGAAGGAGACAGGUCAUACCCAUGGAGGAGGAAAAGACAAGGAUGAGUUCUUGAAUGUAGAUGCUACUGCUAAUUACAGAGUUUUGCUCAUGUAUUUCCAGAAUCAAAUAAUUGAGACACAGGCCAGAAACGAAGAGUUAUCACGUGAAAAUAAAAAUCUCAAGAAAGAGUUGGAAAUCAGACCAACUGAGCAAGAGUUAAAAUUUUACAAACGUCAAGUAAAGAAGUUGGAGAAAACACUGAAGAAUGUCAAGUCAUGUGAGAGUGAUGAAGAAACUCUGAAAGAAAACAAAGAGUCUAAGAGUACUACAGGAGGAGACCAGUUGCAAGAAACCUGUAGAAGAUAUUUUCAACUGUUGUCCAGCAUUGACUCUGUUCUAAGAAGCCCAAGAAGAGCUCCCUUGGUGAUAUAUAAGCAGAGUAAAGGGUUGCCCCGAAGUGGCACCAAAGAGAAUGAUCAGGACUGUGGAUUUGAGCACCUCCUUCCCACCAUUGAAAUGUGGGCUGACCAGUUAAUGGCCCUAAAGAAUAGUCAAGUGCCUUCGCUGCAAACCUUGCACGCAAUUGUCUCUCACUUUCAAAAACUGUUUGAUGUGAACUCGUUGAAAGGAGUUUAUCCUCGAAUGAAUGAAGUUUACACAAAGCUUGGAGAAAUGACCAAUGCAAUGAGAAACCUUCAUGAACUCUUACAACUAGAUGGCUCAGCCCCUCCCAGUGUCCUGGUGAACACUGUUGGAAAACUAUGCAGUACACUUAAUGAGAAUGUGACCUGGCAGGUAGAGCAACUCCUGGGAACCGAAGACAUCCAAAGCAUUAUCAACAAAUUGGAAGACUAUGAGGACUUUUUCCCAGCGUUUCAAGCUCUUGUUGAGGACUUGCUCUGUGUUCUAGGUAGGUGAUUUUCUGCAGCUUGCAACACUGUGCCUACACAUUCCAGUACUAUUCUUAGUUGAGUGGCUACAAUUCCC
This is a messenger RNA of Gekko japonicus, 1885 nucleotides long. RefSeq names its product centrosomal protein 70kDa (gene CEP70). Bases 155 to 1816 code for a protein of 553 amino acids. Gene Ontology annotation, biological process: regulation of microtubule cytoskeleton organization; cilium assembly. Gene Ontology annotation, cellular component: centrosome. The transcript is spliced from 16 exons. Gene Ontology annotation, molecular function: gamma-tubulin binding. The record is from RefSeq and is a predicted model, not a curated record. Lineage: Eukaryota; Metazoa; Chordata; Lepidosauria; Squamata; Gekkonidae.